This is a messenger RNA of Paramecium sonneborni, 325 nucleotides long. NCBI's taxonomy places the organism in Eukaryota, Ciliophora, Oligohymenophorea, Peniculida, Parameciidae. The record is from the annotation of a GenBank genome assembly.
UAUGAAACAGCCAAUUCUUAAUAAAGGAUCAAAACCAGAAAGAAAUCCUUCUUCUUACAAUAAUGAUGGAUUUGGAAGAGAUACCUACAUAUCUUAUAAUAAUGGAGGCAACUUUGGUACUGAAUUCCGAUUCCUCAUUAUGUAAUAAAAUAGAACUGGUAUAAAUAUGAUGCCAUCUCCUUCACCAAGAGCCUAAAAAAUACCAGAACGAAUAUUCUAUCAAUGUGAUGGUACUGGAAGAGAUACUUAUGUAUUGUAAAAUGCUAUGAAUCUAUUGCCAGGAUGAAUCCCUAAGAGAGAUACUCUCCCUUGCAUAAUUAUAAGU